AUGGUAGAGCGGUUCACUCUUGCCAAGAGUUUCUGGCUCCGGCGGGACCGAGGGUUCUCCGUCAAGGCCAUGUGGAACUUGAUGAUGGCUGCGUAUCUGUUCAAGUCAGACCGCGAUCUGUUCUACUACAGCAAUCUUUUGGUCACAAAGAAGAACUCCUCACUUGUCAGAUACGCCUCCAAGACGUCCUGUUGGGUCACUGGGCUGAAGCUAUGCUUGGCAAUAGAGGAGCUCCGAAACCGUGGCAUGCUCAGCAUGGGAAUCUGCCGUUACUGCUUCGACAAGGUUGAGGCGAAGCUGGAUUUCCUCGACUUUGAUCUCUCAGACCCCGAAGAAGCCGUUGAACAGGAAAGACAACGCACCCUGCCUGAGAUCAUGCCGAAUGGCGAUGUCAUCCUCGUCGUUGGUCCCCACAAGAUCAAGAUUCAGCUCUCCUCCCACCUUCUCAGCAGCACUUCGCCUGUGUUCGCCGCCAUGCUGGGCCCCAACUUCAGAGAAGGGGCCCUCCUCCGAGAAAGCGAGGGUCCUGUCGAGAUUGCCCUCCCGGCAGACAACGCCAAAGCGCUCUGGCAUAUCUACAACGUCCUCUAUGGAGCACAUCCUCGCGCACACAAACUUGAUCCGGAUGAGCUCUAUAACGUGGCCUCCCUAGCCCACAAGUACGACCUGGUUGAGCGGCUGGCGCUUGCCCGCGAGGCUUGGUUCGCUGACAGCGAUAUGUACUCCUUCGAGUCCACCGAGGAGAAUUGGAAGAUGUUGGUAGCGGCGUACUGGCUCGAGAGCGAGUAUGGUUUUGCACACCUGAGCCAUCGGUUGAUUGAGAAGCCGCAACAGCUUCUUUACAUCCAUGGAAUGGAAACCCCCGAUCAGGUACUCGGCCUGAAGCUCUGCUGUAAGUAA
Messenger RNA from Fusarium falciforme, 900 nucleotides. RefSeq lists its product as hypothetical. The transcript has 3 exons. Bases 1 to 900 code for a protein of 299 amino acids. Lineage: Eukaryota; Fungi; Ascomycota; Sordariomycetes; Hypocreales; Nectriaceae. The record is from RefSeq and is a predicted model, not a curated record.